CCCUCCCUCCCUCCCUCCCUCCCUCCCUCCCUCCCUCUCCUCCUAAAUCCCCGGCUCCUCCUGCGCCCGCCCCGGCUACGAUUGUUGACAAAAGACGCUGCUUUUUGGUCAGAGAGACGGAGCUCCGAGCCUCGGUAUCGGUGUGGCCGAGGUGAUUGGGUUUGUCGUGCGGUGGUCGGACCGCAGCGGGCCGGCGUGAAGUGGACGCCUCCCCUCCUCCUUCUGCUUCUCCUCCUCCUCCAGCUCGUUUUCCUGAAAACCACCAGCGACUGCUUAUUUACCGACUGAAGGAGCAGCCAAGAUGGGUCACACAGAUUGAGUGUAGAAGGGGAAAAAAGGAAGGAGGAGGAGGUGGUGGCGGAGGCAGCGGCCCCAGGCAGGUCUCCUCAGCCGGGAAUGGUGUGAGCUGACACGCGUAGUCAGUCUGGAUCUGACCGGGGACUCGUCCUUUCCCCGGAGCCUCCGCGGCUCCAAGCCGCGUACAGAGCCCUCCAAGAUGGGGAAGUGCGACGGCAGAUGCACGCUGCUGGUGAUCUGUUCACUACAGCUGGUUGCAGCCCUACAGAGGCAGGUGUUUGAUUUUCUGGGUUACCAGUGGGCUCCCAUUCUGGCCAACUUCCUGCACAUCAUGGCCGUCAUCCUGGGAAUGUUCGGCACCGUGCAGUUUCGCUUCAGAUACCUCAUCUUUUAUGCAGUAUGGCUGGUCCUGUGGGUGGGCUGGAACUCCUUCAUCAUCUGUUUCUACCUGGAGGUUGGCAGUCUGUCUCAGGACAGGGACUUCCUCAUGACAUUCAACACGUCUCUUCAUCGUUCAUGGUGGAUGGAGCACGGCCCUGGUUGCCUGGUAACACCGGUGCUGGACUCGCGCAUGGCCCCUGAUGACCACCAUGUCAUCACUGUCUCCGGGUGUCUCCUUGACUACCAGUACAUCGAGGUGUUGAGUUCGGCCAUUCAGAUCCUGUUGGCUCUCUUUGGCUUUGUGUACGCCUGCUACGUGAGCAAAGUCUUCCAGGAUGACGAGGACAGCUUUGAUUUUAUUGGUGGUUUUGACUCUUACGGCUACCAGCCUCCUCAGAAGUCCUCUCAUCUGCAACUGCAGCCUCUCUACACGGCUGGUUAAUUCUGGGUAGCGCCCUCUUCAGGCCAAACCCUGACGGCGUCACUGUGGAUGGAAAAGGGCAGUCGUGCCGAUUACACUCACUCUGUGUGUCACAGUUUACCUGAGCGAUGGACUUAACCCCACCCAGAGGGAGCGACGUCUGCGUGUGUGUGUGUGUGAGAGAGGAGAAAUAAAUACAGCCCUGAUUAGAAUGUACGGAGCUCAGGGACCAACCAGCAAGUGUAAGGAGGGGGGGAAGAGGAGGAGGAAUGGACCGUGAGGGGGGUGAAGAGAAGAAGAGCUGGAGGACACCUCUGUCAAAUCACCGAGGACACACUUCACUAAACUGCCAGCUCUCCACACUCCCUACAGUGUGUGUGCAGUGUGUCUGAGAAUGCAUGUGCGCGUGUGUGUAUAUGUGUGACUGUGUAAUUCCACAGGACUAGCUGAUGAUUUGUGGUUUCACCCUGGACUCAUACCACUCAGUGCCGUUGUGAAUUUAGAUUUUGUUUUCUGGGGGAAGGGAAGGGGACGGGUGUCUGUGUGGAUUUGAUUGAGUGUGAAUGUGUGUGUGUGCAUGCGUGUGUUUGUUUGUGUGUGAGAUGGGGGUGGGGUAGGAGGUAGAUGGGGGUCACAAUAUUAAAAAAGAGGCACAGCUCGUACCUGUUGUUGUUUUAGAAUGUGGUGAUGUCAAAUUAGAGCAGUCUUACGAUUCCUGUUCCCAAAGCCACCUGUGCUGUUCGGAGUUCACCUGACGGUACAUUACAAUCAUACUAUUAUGUUUACAGACAGACGCAGCCUACUCAUUUUACAUUGAGUUUCAAAACGCUGACUGCUCCAGUUGUGUCUGAAAACAACGGCAGCGUUAUCUGUAUUGAUUUCCUCGUUGGUUCUAAUCUCCUUUGCUGAUUCACAGCAUUUAUGACACAGUAAAUCCUAGAGAGAACAACACAAAGCACUGGUGUAGAACAAAGCAUGUACAACCUGCAGCUGGUCAUGGCUGUCUAUCUCUGUCUUCAGCCCCCGUUCAAUGCUGCAUGCUUUUUUUUCCCCCGGAUCUUUUUUUCCUUUGCAUCACAUAUGGGGUGAAACGGACAGAGAUGUAAACCCACAACGUUCCACUGGUGUCAACUGUCAUCCCACGAAAGGUCAAUGAUGUAUGUGAAGACAGACACGUUGUACGCAUCUAGAGAGAGGUGAGGUAGAAAAAGUCCACAGCUUGUCCUGUAUUUGAAGAUGACAGAGCACAGCUGCAGAACCAGGUACAACCCUGUGUGUCAGUGAUUUCCCUUUGACUCGUAUGAAGGACAAUAAAGGAAAGUCUUGAGAUUGCUGUGAUUAUACAAUGAUCAGCCCAAACGUCCAACAGAAGCACAUGCGUCUAUUCAGACGCUGUUGACUGGAGAUGCAGAUGGCUUUGGGUUCAGGUAUUAGUGUGUCUACGGGGGAGGGAGGGGAGAGGGGUACUGUGCAUGUAAAUAUCCAGCCAAUGAUUGUUUUUUGUUGGUACCAUUUAGAAAAAGGGGCGGGUGGUAUAUAUUAGCAGGUGGGUGGGUGGGCGUGGGUCAGGAGGGGGUACACGUAUCAAAGUUUUUCUUCAUACCUGUCUUUCUCUCCCUGUCUUUCCCAGUAUCUUCAUGCCUCUCUCUUUUAACCAGCGUGCAGCUAGUUCUCCUCAUAAUCGCGCUCGCUCACCACAUACACGACUGCAGCUGAUUAACUGAUCUCCACUGAAGCAUGGGUUUUAAAAAUGGAGAGUCAGCUCACGUUAGGCACAGUGACAUGGUCCGGGUGGGUUUUGUUACCUGCUGUGAGAAGCAGUGAAGAGGGAGGUGAGGGACAGGUAUGAAGUGAAGACCUUAAUGAGUGUAAGGUAACGUUUGAAAUAAUAAAAUUACACUUUCUACGUUAA
This is a messenger RNA of Cynoglossus semilaevis (tongue sole), 3011 nucleotides long. RefSeq names its product sodium/potassium transporting ATPase interacting 1 (gene nkain1). Gene Ontology annotation, biological process: regulation of sodium ion transport. The record is from RefSeq and is a predicted model, not a curated record. Bases 497 to 1120 code for a protein of 207 amino acids. NCBI's taxonomy places the organism in Eukaryota, Metazoa, Chordata, Actinopteri, Pleuronectiformes, Cynoglossidae. The transcript is spliced from 8 exons.